Messenger RNA from Tympanuchus pallidicinctus (lesser prairie-chicken), 2440 nucleotides. It is a transcript of the gene ACTL9, whose product is annotated as actin like 9. Gene Ontology annotation, cellular component: NuA4 histone acetyltransferase complex; synapse; membrane. NCBI's taxonomy places the organism in Eukaryota, Metazoa, Chordata, Aves, Galliformes, Phasianidae. The record is from RefSeq and is a predicted model, not a curated record. Gene Ontology annotation, molecular function: protein kinase binding; nucleosomal DNA binding. The transcript is spliced from 2 exons. Bases 962 to 2440 code for a protein of 492 amino acids. Gene Ontology annotation, biological process: cell motility; axonogenesis.
ACAAGGAACUACAAUGACAGAAGAUUCAUCUGCUUCUCCUUGCUUUUCUCAGCAACUCUUCUUCACUUGUGCCCUCAUAUACAAAAAUAUUCUGCUGGCUAUGGAAACAGUCACCAGAAAGUCAUUUGGGUAUCACCCAGGCUCCUCUCUAACCUCCCAUCCCCAGCUCUCCUCAUGUAAUGUUCCCACCCUUCUUGGUCCUCAAUGGAGACAAGAACUCAGUUUCCCCAAGCCACCCCAGCCACUGCCAUAUCCAGACCACCUGCCCUGCACACAGGUAGCAUCUGACUCUAGGUUGGCUUUAUCUUUCUUGCUCAUCCCCUUCAUUGCUUCGCUGCUAAUUGUCCCUCAUCAUCCUUUUCCCCCACCCUGCUCCAUGAGAUUCCAUGAGCUUGGUGCAGACAAAAUGAGAAACAUCAGCACCACCAGCACUGAAUGGCGCUGCUCCAACCUUCCCUCAAGAAACAAACUCACACUUCCCUCCAAGCCACUGCUGGAUCUGGUUCCUCUUUGCUUUGCAAGGCCCACCUGUUCCUAUCCAGCAAAACCCACUAGCUUUAGGGGGCAGCAAGAGAAAGAAAAUGAGGAAACCAUUCUCACAUUGCAGCUUUCUCACACUGCAGUUUGGUCAAUACAGCAGCAUGAGGAGGAGCAUUGAUGCAAUGCAACUUUUCAUCAGCUCUCAUGCCCACAGUGCAGCUCCACUGUGGGCCUUCUGUGAGUGCUGAGCCCUGCAGGAAGCACAGGGCUGCUUUCCUUGGGUAUGUAUAAGCACAAAGACUCAUGGAGCUGUUUUCCUUCUGCGUGUGUAACCACAAAGCUGCUGCUCUGGUCACACUGUACCGCAAGGGAUGCCCCCAGACACUGGUUUCUGGCCAAGCAGCACUAAAGAAACAGCAGAGCAAGCUCUAGAGCAGACCACAACCCCUCCCCAAAACACACAUACCGGUGUAAACUGGCGAUGGGCAUCAUCCUCAUUUUGUCCCCCCACUCCUGCCAGAAAGUAGCCAGUACCUUCAGAUGCCAUGCAUGGUACUCUCCCCUGCUGCCACAGCUCAGCCUGGAUGAUGUCACAGUACCCUCCAGCAUGUCACAGUUUGGCAGAUUCUGCCCAAGCCCACUCAGGGGAAUUUACUGCCCAGCUCUGUUUCCUAGGCAAUGUUCUGAGAUGGAGAGGCCACAGGAAGGUGGGAUGGGGCCUUCCCAAGAUGGGGACUCUCUACAGACAGAGAACUAUUCCUCAAUCUUUAUACUCCAUCAGUGCCACCCAGAUGAGCUGGAGCUAGACUCUGUCAGCAGCUUCUCCUCCAGUACUGUCAACUGCUCCAGCAGCGAGGGCCCAAGCAUGGGUCCAAUUGUGAUUGAUAUGGGCACAAGGAGCUGCAGAGCAGGGUUUUCUGGAUACCAUUCCCCCAGCGCUGAGGUCAGCACCCUGGUGGGCCACCGUAUGAGCUCAGAAGAAGCCAGGGCUAGGGUGGUUAUUGGAGAGGAGGCAUUGCUGUACCCUGACACUAAAACCACAGAGGUGAUGCACAAUGGCUUCAUCAUUAACUGGGAGGCAGCUGAAAGCCUAUGGAAGUACCUCCUUGAACAUGAGCUCCGGGUGAACCCUGAGGACCACGCGCUGCUCCUCACAGAGCCACUGUUCAGCCCCACCAGCAGCCGGGAGAACAUGGCAGAGGUGGCUUUCGAGGUGCUGGGCACUCCGGGUCUCUUUGUUGCCCCUCAGUCAGUCCUCUCUGCUUACGCACAUGGCAAGAUCAGUGCUCUGGUGCUGGAUAUGGGCCACGAGGCCACCCGUGUCGUACCGGUGCUGGAAGGCAGGAGCAUGGCAUGCAACUCCAAUCAGACAGACGUGGCAGGACGGUGCCUUACAUGGUAUCUUUCAACUCUUCUGGAGGACAUGGGGCAAGUGCUCAGCGAGGGGAUGACCCACAUGGUGGAGGGCAUCAAGCAUGCAUGCUGCUACAUUGCUGAUGACUUCCAAAGCGAGUGUCUCCUCCCACCCAGCUCCCACACCAUGGAUAUUUCCCUGCCCAAUGGGAUGACACUUACCCUCAGCAAGGAGCGCUUCCAGUGCCCAGAGGUGCUCUUCAACCCUCCGUCCAGCUGGGGAGACUCCUUCGUGAGCAUCCAGGAGACAGUGCAGAAGAGCGUUGCGCAGCUCCCAGAGGAAAUCACACCCACUAUGUGUGCCAAUAUUGUCCUGUGUGGGGGCUCCUCGCUCUUCAAAGGGCUACAGAAGAGGUUGUGCAAUGAGCUCCUGGGUCACCUGCCAUUCAGCACUACUAUGAAGGUGGGGGGCUCAGAGCUGCGGCGACAUGCAGCGUGGACAGGGGGAUCCAUCCUCGCCUCACUCUGCAACUUCCAGUCAUGUUGGAUCCGCCGUGAUGAGUACUAUGAGGUAGGGCCACACAUCGUCCACCAGAAAUACUUCUGA